Messenger RNA from Tachysurus fulvidraco (yellow catfish), 2288 nucleotides. It is a transcript of the gene calhm1a, whose product is annotated as calcium homeostasis modulator 1. The record is from RefSeq and is a predicted model, not a curated record. The transcript has 3 exons. Gene Ontology annotation, molecular function: monoatomic cation channel activity. Lineage: Eukaryota; Metazoa; Chordata; Actinopteri; Siluriformes; Bagridae. Bases 151 to 1194 code for a protein of 347 amino acids.
CUCUGACACAAGUCUACAGUUCAAUAGUUUAGCCUGUUGUUUGGGACGAAGCCCAAGUGUGCGCUCCUGCGUGUGCAAAGGCGACUCUGCACUUCUACGCGUAAAGACAAUCGGCUCAUCUGUGUUGUUUCCAAACAAAAUUUUCUCAGCAUGGAUAAGUUUCGGAUGAUGUUCCAGUUCUUACAAGCUAACCAGGAGUCUUUUAUGAAUGGUAUAUGUGGCAUCAUGGCCCUGGCUAGCGCACAGCUUUACUCCACGUUUGAGUUCACCUGUCCGUGUAUGCCGGAGUAUAAUUACGCGUACGGGGUCGGCAUUCUGAUCGUUCCUCCGUUUUGGUUCUUCAUGCUCGGCUACGUGCUGAAUAAUAACAUCUCGGUGCUGACAGAGGAGUGGAAGAGACCCAUAGGUCAGCGGCAGAAGGAAACCACUGUGCUGCGCUACAUGCUGUGCUCCAUGACCCAGCGCGCACUCAUCGCUCCAUCCGUAUGGAUAGCAGUUACCCUCAUGGACGGAAAGAGCUUCUUAUGCGCCUACAGCGCCAGGAUCGACCUGAAUUACUUCUUAAAUAGUAGCUACGUGCCUAUGUCCGAUAAAGACCUGGAGAAAAUAAUGGCGACAAUUCCAUGUAAAAAUAUUUUCGACGCAAAUUAUGUCAUCAACAGGGAGGCAGCAUCCAGGUAUAUUCGGGUUAUGUCGCAGGCCUGUGGAUGGGCAUUUCUGAUGUUGACAACUUUUGUGGCCUUUCUAAUAAGAGCAAUCAGACCUUGUUUCACUCAAGCUGUCUUCCUGAAAACCAAAUACUGGUCCCAUUACAUUGAUACAGAACGUAGGCUCUUCGAUGACACCUGCAAAGAGCAUGCCAAAAGUUUUGCCAAAGUCUGCAUUCAACAAUAUUUUGAGAGCAUCAGUGGUGAAAUGGUAUUUCACAAAUUGCAUGAGAAGGCAAAGGCUGAAAAAGAGAAAGGCAACGAAGAAGAAAAGCCCGUGAGUGAGGAAGAAAAGCUCUUAGGCAUUCGUGAAAAGGACGACAUGAAUAAAGUUCUGUGGAACUGGCAUACCUGUAAACCUGCACUUAGAAUUCAUAAAUAUGAUAAAGAUGAAAAUAAUGAGAACUCAAAUAGCCCGGUACAAACUAAUGGUUAUCACAGGCCAAAGUUCAUGAACGAAUCUACAGCAUAUUAUUCCAAGGUCUGAUUUUAAGGAAAAUAUAAUAAUUCAUAAUUCAUGCAAAUAAUAUGCAUAUUUAGGUAUAUGCAUACAUAACCCUAGCCUUAACCCUAGCCUUUUUAUUUCAAGCCUUUGUACAAUGCAUAAUAAUUUAUGUAACAAUAAGUCCCAGGCAGCUUGUUUGCUAAUUGGGAAAAUGAAAUUUUCACAGUGUUGUGCUGGGUCACUGUUAAUAUCACAUCACAUCCCUCAUUUUUAGACAUUUUCUUGCAGUAUUUACAGGGUGGCUGCUUGUAGUCAGUCUUUCAGUUUCUUUACCUAAAAGUAAAGUGAAAAAUAAAUCUUUGCCAUGUGGGGGUGCUGUUUUAUCAUGUUAACGGGUUUAAAUAAUAAACUCAAACAUGGCUGGAAAAGCGGAUGAUGAACAAGGCGUGUCGACUCACAUCUGUGUAGUGAACACACGACUCGCUUUGUGCACAAUCUGUUCUACAGCAAAUAGAAAGUUAAUUUUUUGUUCCUUUUACUACCUUUAAACCGGCUGUUUUCGGAUUUACACAGACUUUUAUGCAAGGUUCUUGCUUUUCUGCACUGAUUUAUUCUUUGUGUCGUUUUGCCCCGCAGACAGUUUAGUGAGUUUCCUGACCACAUGUUUUAAAUACUUCUGUUUUCCACUUGGAGAUUCAGAAAGUCUGAUUCACAGGCUGUUCCUGCUACAGACUUUUCUUACUUUUAUUUUUUAACUUUGGGUGUUUUUUUUAUUCAAAUGAAAAUACGAACACUGAGGUUUUCUGUUGUGAAUCCAAGUUCGUUAUUCUUUUCAAAAUCUCUUGGAUCUUUGGAAAAAGUUGUGCCUCUUAGCCUUCGGACGUAGGUUUGUAUUUUUCCCUGUAAUUCUUUGUUUUUCUUUAUUUUUCUGCUCAUGGCUAAACAAACUCUUAUUUGUACAUAUGUUACCUUGAUUUUAGACUGUGUAGGUUGUAUUAUGUAUGGUUAAAGAAGUAAUGUCUUAUUGAAACCUUAGCUGUGUACAACAGAACUCUGAUUAAAGAAAUAUUGAAAUAUGCAUAGCAAAGUAAUACAAAUAACAUUUAUUUAUUAAAUAAACAACGUUUAUUCUUCCA